This is a messenger RNA of Bufo gargarizans (Asiatic toad), 2407 nucleotides long. It is a transcript of the gene TBC1D15, whose product is annotated as TBC1 domain family member 15. The record is from RefSeq and is a predicted model, not a curated record. Gene Ontology annotation, biological process: activation of GTPase activity. NCBI's taxonomy places the organism in Eukaryota, Metazoa, Chordata, Amphibia, Anura, Bufonidae. Bases 93 to 2096 code for a protein of 667 amino acids. Gene Ontology annotation, molecular function: GTPase activator activity. The transcript has 17 exons.
CCCAGACUGCGCAUGCGCAGCACCCACCAGAGGAAGCGUUUUCACCUGGACACGUGAGGAGUGCGACGUCAUCGUAAACACUCGUAGGCAAGAUGGCGGCCUCUGUCCCCGGAAAGGUGGUCUAUGACCAGGAAGGGGUCUUCAUACAUUCGUCAUGUGGGAAACUAGAAGAUCAAGACAGCUUAAUCCCAGGAACCCUGCACGUUGUAGAAAAGGAUAUGGAAGUCAUUGUAGAUUGGAGACCUCUUGAAGAAACCUUAGACUCAUCAAAUAUACUUAUUGCAGUAAAGGACUCAAGUUCAGUUGUACAGUGGAAUCACUCUCCAAAAGAACGAAAUAUCUGUGGUCCUGAACAUCAAAGCAGUUGCGAAGCAGAAUGGGAUAUGGUUAACACCGUUUCUUUUAAGAAGAGACAAUUUGCAAAUGGAGGUGUUCAAAGUCCGAUAAAUAUCCAGAGCAAAUGGUCUUUCCUCUUCAGCUUGACUGACCUCAAGUCAAUUAAACAGAACAAAGAAGGCAUGGGCUGGUCUUACUUAGUUUUCUGCUUGAAGGAUGAUGUUAUCCUUCCAGCUCUCCACUUCCAUCAAGGAGGAAGCGAACUUCUGCUUGAGUGCCUUGAAAAAUAUGUGGUGCUGUGUGAGUCAGAACAGGACAGCAGAAUUCUUCUUGUGGAUUGCCAAAACAGGAGUCUCUCCCAGUCCUUUGAGAACCUUCAUGAGGAACCUACUGACACCUUAGUACAGAAAUUCAGGAGGGACCCAUACACUGUCACCAUGGACAACUUUUCCAAAGUCACAAACUUCUUCUUACGAGGCACGGAUCCUGCGACCCAUCAGAGGCCACCUCAGGAAAUAGCUGACUUCCUUGGUGAUGCCAUCCCUGAUUUAAAAAUAAAUCAGCAAGAGGAAUCUGGGUUUGAAGUAAUAACUCGCAUUGAUGUUGGUACACGACCAGAAGUUCACAGGAGAGAUCCAGUUUCAACAGCUGAAUGGGAGAGCAAUAUGGAUUCGGAAGGAAGAAUUCGUAAUGUGGACCAUUUAAAGCACAUGAUAUUCAAAGGGGGACUCUGCCAUGCUUUGAGAAAGGAAGCUUGGAAAUACUUGCUGGGUUAUUUUUCUUGGGACAGCACUAGAGAAGAACGAGCGCAGCAACAAAAAAGAAAAGCAGAUGAAUAUUUUCGAAUGAAACUUCAGUGGAAAUCCGUUAGUGAAGAGCAAGAAAAGCGCAACUCAAGGCUAAGAGAUUACAGAAGUUUAAUAGAAAAAGAUGUGAACCGCACAGACCGAACAAACAAGUUUUAUGAAGGCCAAGAUAAUCCUGGAUUAAUUCUCCUCCAUGACAUUCUGAUGACAUAUUGUAUGUACGAUUUUGAUCUUGGAUAUGUUCAGGGGAUGAGUGACUUGCUUUCUCCGGUUUUAUACGUAAUGGAGAAUGAAGUUGAUGCAUUUUGGUGCUUUGUAUCGUACAUGGAUCAAAUGCACCAGAACUUUGAAGAACAAAUGCAGGGGAUGAAGACUCAGUUAGUCCAGUUGAGCACUUUGCUGCGGCUCUUGGACAGUGGCUUUUGUAGUUACCUCGAAUCUCAGGACUCUGGUUAUCUAUAUUUCUGUUUCCGGUGGCUUCUGAUACUAUUCAAGCGGGAGUUCAGUUUUCAUGAUAUCCUUCGAGUGUGGGAGGUAAUGUGGACAGACUUGCCGUGUCAAAAUUUCCAUCUGCUCAUUUGCUGCGCUAUUCUAGAGUCUGAGAAAAAGAAGAUAAUGGAUGGGGGCUUCGGCUUCAAUGAGAUCCUAAAGCACAUCAAUGAACUUUCCAUGAAGCUCGACGUAAAUGAUGUUCUCUGUAAAGCGGAAGCAAUCUCCUUGCAGAUGAUGAAAUGCAAGGAUUUACCUCCAGCCGUUUGUGAGGUUCUAGGAAUUAAAGACAGUACGUCGCCGCCAGCUUUUGAUCCAGCAGAAGAUUGUGUUAUCAGAAAACAUAACCAAAACUCCUCAUCUCCGAAUAGCUCAGUGCCUGCACCUCCUCAAAAUGGGACAAAAAGUAACCCAAGCCUGACCCGUCUGCCAAACAGAGUUCACACGCCAGCCUCUGCCUGGUGAAGCUGCUCUCGUCAAGAGGCUCACAGACAAAAAUACUUGAUUUAGUAUGUGGUGUUAAUUCCGCCAUGAUUAGAGAUUUGGGAAUACUCAGAUAUUUUGUCUUUGCAUUAAAGCUUUUAAGAUCUAACGUAAUUAUUUGUAAUUAUUUUUGUAGUUAACGCUGAACCAAAAUAGCCUGUCAUUAUCAUUCCACAAUCUUCUGUAAAAAUAUAGAUAUUAUUUGGGAAUUGGAUAUUUUUUGACCUGGAUGGUAUGUCAACGGCUGAGAUCAGCAGCGAAUACGCUAAAUUAAUAAAAAUCCAUUCUUUACA